This is a messenger RNA of Silurus meridionalis, 1757 nucleotides long. It is a transcript of the gene pofut1, whose product is annotated as protein O-fucosyltransferase 1. Gene Ontology annotation, cellular component: endoplasmic reticulum. The transcript is spliced from 7 exons. The record is from RefSeq and is a predicted model, not a curated record. Gene Ontology annotation, biological process: Notch signaling pathway; protein O-linked glycosylation via fucose; regulation of Notch signaling pathway. Gene Ontology annotation, molecular function: peptide-O-fucosyltransferase activity. Lineage: Eukaryota; Metazoa; Chordata; Actinopteri; Siluriformes; Siluridae.
UCGCGGUGCAUUGUGGGACAGCAGGCGAAUCACAAUGGCGGCCAAACGAAAUCAACUGAAACUUUUCUGUCUGAGUUUGAUCCUCGUUACGAUUCUUCCUCUUAAGACAUUUACUGACGAAACGGACUUGUCGUGGGAUGAAAAUGGGUACAUUAUUUAUUGUCCCUGUAUGGGUCGGUUUGGAAACCAGGCGGAUCAUUUACUCGGAUCGUUGGCGUUUGCCAAGAUGCUGAACCGGACUUUAGUGGUUCCGCCGUGGAUUAUUUACCGGCACCACGCGCCUCCUACACGAACGUAAGUGCAUGUUCCCUACAGUGAAUAUUUUCAGCUGGAGCCACUAAAGCAGUACCACCGUGUGGUGAGUCUGGAGAACUUCAUGGACCAUAUGGCUCCUACACACUGGCCACCGGGCCGGAGGGUUGCUUACUGCUUUGAGUCUGCUGUCCAGCGGAGUUCUGAUAAGAAGAGCUGCCCUAUGAAGGACGGGAAUCCAUUUGGUCCAUUCUGGGACCACAUUGGAGUUGAAUUUGACCGUUCUGUCCCAUUUGUUGGCCUGUAUUUCAGCUCCUACUAUAUUCCACAUUGGAUUAAAAGGUUUCCCCCAGAGGAGCACCCAGUUCUGGCUCUUGCUGGAGCUCCAGCCCUGUUUCCUGUGAUUGAGGAGCACUUGGGCCUGCAGCGCUAUGUUGUGUGGAGUGAGAUGAUGGUGGAGGAUGGGGAGAAACACAUAAGCACACUGCUUCACAGACCUUAUGUGGGAAUCCAUCUGCGCAUUGGAUCAGACUGGCAAAAUGCCUGCAAGAUGCUGCAGUCCGGCGAUGCAGGUCCCCACUUUAUGGCCUCACCUCAGUGUGUGGGUUAUGACAGACAAACAGCGGUGCCACUCACCAUGACCAUGUGUCUGCCUGACCUAAAGGAAAUCCUGCGUGCCGUCAAGCUCUGGGUGAAAAAUAUCAAAGCUCGGUCUGUCUACAUUGCCACUGAUUCAGAGUCUCACAGCUCUGAUAUUGAGAAAGUCUUCAAAGGAAAGGUAAAGGUGGUCAAUGUAAAACCAGAUGUGGCUCAGCUUGAUUUGUACAUUUUGGGCCAAGCUGACCACUUUAUUGGCAACUGUGUCUCGUCCUUCUCAGCCUUUGUUAAGCGGGAAAGAGAUAUCCACGGCAAGUCGUCCUCCUUCUUUGGCAUGGACUACCCUGUGAAAAAGAAAAGAAAAGAUGAACUUUAGAAACUGUUUUGCACUGAACUGUUUACAAAUGUGAAAGCUGACUUUUCUGUGUGAUCUCAGGUGAAUAGUUUAAAGAAGACUGCGGCGCAGAAUGGAUUUUAGUGUAGAAGUCACAUGUUUCCGUCAAUUCUAUACUGAAGUGAUUUUCAGAUUAGAACAUUCCAUGUUUACCUGUAUUGAAAAACAGUACACAUAUAUAGUAUUCACAGGAUAAUGCCUUUCAUGCUAAUGUCAUCUUGUCAUAAUAUCAUAAACAUGAAAAUUCAACAGUAUAUAUAGCUUUAGAAGCUAGCUGACAUGCUGUGUGUAAUAGUUGUCUUAUUGGAAAGCGAUCCCCCUUAAGGGGCAGUAAAUGAUCCUCUAGAUGCUAAUUAUAGUGAAGUGAGGAACCCAAAUUAGUCACUUGGUUUGUGCUUAAUAACAAACCUGCACACUACAAGGAAGGGAUGCAAGGGUUGUAAUUAUAUAAUUGAGUUGUAUAAGGUAGAUGAAUGUUUUUUGUAAAGAGAAUAAAUUCUACUUUUAAUUUGAA